Messenger RNA from Sardina pilchardus (European sardine), 358 nucleotides. RefSeq names its product guanine nucleotide binding protein (G protein), gamma transducing activity polypeptide 1 (gene gngt1). Gene Ontology annotation, cellular component: heterotrimeric G-protein complex. Gene Ontology annotation, biological process: G protein-coupled receptor signaling pathway. Gene Ontology annotation, molecular function: G-protein beta-subunit binding. The record is from RefSeq and is a predicted model, not a curated record. The transcript has 2 exons. NCBI's taxonomy places the organism in Eukaryota, Metazoa, Chordata, Actinopteri, Clupeiformes, Clupeidae. Bases 4 to 228 code for a protein of 74 amino acids.
ACCAUGCCUAUCAUAGACGUCGAAAACUUAACAGACUUGGACAAAGCUAAAAUGGAGUUAGAGCAAAAAAAGAAGGAGGUACUGCUUGAGCGAACAGUGGUGUCAAAAUGCUGUACUGAAUUUAUGGACCAUGUCCAGGGUUUAGUUGAGGAGGACGUCCUUGUGAAAGGCAUUGCUGAGGACAAGAACCCUUUCAAGGAACUCAAAGGUGGAUGUGUCAUUUGCUAGAGUGAAUUGAGGAGUCGCCUUCCUAUGUAGCCCUACUUCUAGUGCCCUCUGGAGACCUGCUGCUACCAAAUAAAUCAUAGACGGAUGAGGAUUGAUAUGGAAACAGAUUUGAAUGUUUUUGUCACGUCUU